Messenger RNA from Carassius auratus (goldfish), 1035 nucleotides. Its product is annotated as ly6/PLAUR domain-containing protein 6. The transcript is spliced from 5 exons. The record is from RefSeq and is a predicted model, not a curated record. NCBI's taxonomy places the organism in Eukaryota, Metazoa, Chordata, Actinopteri, Cypriniformes, Cyprinidae. Gene Ontology annotation, biological process: positive regulation of canonical Wnt signaling pathway. Gene Ontology annotation, molecular function: acetylcholine receptor inhibitor activity. The coding region runs from base 224 to 736 and encodes 170 amino acids.
GCGUCUCAUCCGCCUUUUAGGAAGCUUCGAGUUCACAGGGAUUCAGCUCGGACGUGUCAUGAGUACAGACAACUGAAAGGACACUAUUGAUAUACAUGACUCUCUUCGGCUCUUGCCAUACAGGGAUAAAUCUGCCGUGCUAAAAGUUUGACUACAGUCGUUUGAAUCAUUCUCGGUGCCGUGUUGGAUCUGGAUACCUGCUCAUGUGAGUUUUCCUCCAGCUAUGGAACCCUGGCCUCUCAUGGCCUGGGGCCUGAUGCUGACCGCCAUCAUCAAAGUGGUUCAAUCGAGGGACUUCACGGAAAAAGAUAUUAUUUUUCUCCAUCCCUCAACAACUCCAUAUCCAGGAGGAUUUAAAUGUUUUACUUGUGAAGAUGCACUUGACAACUAUGAAUGCAACCGCUGGGCUCCAGAUCGCUACUGUCCACGAGAGAGCAGAUAUUGCUACACACAACAUAAGAUGAGCUGGGAUGGAAACACAGUGUCGGUGACAAAGCGUUGUGUGGCGCUGGAAGACUGUCUUGAAACAGGCUGCUCUGAGAUGGACCAUGAAGGAAACAAGGUGUGCACAUCCUGUUGUGAGGGGAACAUCUGUAACAUGCCCCUCCCACGAAACGAGACUGAUGCCAUCUUUGCCACCACGUCUCCUAUUAACGCCAGCAUUCAGCCAGCACAGAGUCCCACGCUGCUGCUCUCUGUCUGCAUCAUCAGCCUGACGCUCCACAGUAUUAACUGAGACAAUCAUCCGGAGUGGAAUAAACCUUAACAGCAGUCAGUUAGGAAACCGUCGUCAGCUGUGGGCUUUACCUUUCUCAAAAUGAAGUGUUAGCUCUUGGACUUUUUAUUUCCUAUGAAUACAUUUUUAUGAAUCAUAUACUAAUGUUUGGUUUGGCUCAAGCUGAGUGGUUUUUCGUGAUGGAUGUGGGAUGGGGAUAUUUAUGGCAAAACUGACACAAACCUGCACAUUUUCUUGUUUCGCGUUUUAUACGUUUGUAUAGAUAUAUUUAUUUUUUUAUCAUCCGUUUUUGUAGGAAG